AUGGCGGGAGGUAGUUGAGGUUGUAGUGUAGGUUUGGUUUGGGUUUUUUUUUUAGGCGGGUAGGAGGUAGGACGGGAAGGAUGGCAGGGGUAGAAUGGUGUGGGUAGAGCUUUCUGCUGAUCUGAGUUUGAGUGUGAGGUUGUUGGAGUGGCAUGAAUACUGGAUUGUUCCUUGAUGUUCGCUGGUGCAGCACAGCCAGACCUGUAUCGAAGUGGAUCUUCAUCACCAGGACCACCUGCUGGUGCAGAGGACAAUCUACCAGAGAACCCCUCCGCUGGAUCGGAGGAUGACCUGGAUGACGACGUCAAGUAUACGGUCGGACCAUCAACAGGAGGUAUUUGUCUGUGAAGUAACUUGUCUUGGAAGAUUAUUUGUUUAUAAGUUUAAAAUCAGAAGAAUAGCUAUCUAUGUGACUGAGUUAAAUGUAAAACUUGUAUUUGUUUAAUUGAAAUAAAACCGGAAAAUGAUAAAUGUAUUUAGUGGCAGAUUUUUAUAAAUGACCCUCUGUCCUUUUAAAUCAAGUGUAAACAGUUAUAUAGCAACUCUUUAUCUGAUGAAAGAAAAAAAAAUAACUGGAUUGAUGAAAGAGGAUAUUCACAAUUGACACAUGUCUUCCUAACCAGGACCCCUCUACUGAAGUGGAGGAUGAACUGGACGACUACGCCAAGGAUACCACGGCCGAACCAACAACAGGAGGUAUUUGUCUGUGAAAAAACUUGAUAUGGAAUAAUUUAAUUUUUUUCAUUAGCUAAAAUAAAUUACAAAAAUGCAAAUGGGACUGAGUUCAAUGUAAGUUGUUUUAUUUUAUUCAGAAAAAACUUGAAAGUGAUAAAUGUUUUUAGCGACAGAUUUUUAAAAAAAUGACCUUCUGUCCUUUUAAACCAACCAUAAGUAUUAUUUAUAAUAGCUCCUUUUAUUUGAUCAAACAAAAAAAUAAGCUACAUUGAUAAAAGAUAUUCCUACUUUACACAUGUCUUCAUCACCAGGACCCCUCCGCUGGAGUGGAGGAUGACCUUGAUGACAAACCCUAAGGAUUCCACGGCGGACCAUCAACAGGAGGACCCCUCUGCUGGAGUGGAGGAUGACCUGGACAACGAUCAAAGGAUACCACGGCCGGAUCAUCAACAUGAGGACCCCUCUGCAGGAGUGGAGGAUGACCUGGACGACGACGUCAAUGGUACCACUGUCAGACAAUCAACAGGAGGACCCCUCUGCUGGAGCGGAGGAUGGCCUGGACGACGACGAAAAGGAUACCAAGACUGGACCAUCAACAUGAGGACCCCUCUGCUGCAGUGGAGGAUGACCUGGACGACGACGCUAAAGAUACCACUGCGGCCGAACCAUCAACAGGAGGACCCCUCUGCUGGAGCGGAGGAUGACCUGGACGACGACGCCAAGUAUACCGCGGCCGGACCAUCAAGAAGAGGAGGACCCCUCUGCUGGAGCGGAGGAUGACCUGCACGACGACGCCAAGGAUACCACAGCCGGACCAUCUACAGGAGGUAUUUAUCUGUGAAGUAACGUCUUGGAAAAAAUUUAUUUCUGCACUAACUCAAUAAAAUUA
Aplysia californica (California sea hare) is the source of this 1564-nucleotide messenger RNA. RefSeq lists its product as uncharacterized. The record is from RefSeq and is a predicted model, not a curated record. Lineage: Eukaryota; Metazoa; Mollusca; Gastropoda; Aplysiida; Aplysiidae. The transcript has 8 exons. The coding region runs from base 1009 to 1455 and encodes 148 amino acids.